GUUAUACAGUUUUGGUCUAUAAUGAACUGUUGCCAGGUACAAUUGCUGGGAUUUCAGUCUUGAAAAAUAAAAGUGUAGUGGGUCAAGGGUUUUCGACUGCUUGCGAAGGUUUUAAAGUUCACAUACAAAAUUCUGUAAAAAGUUAUGACCUUUCAUCCUCUGUCCAGUUUUCACAUGAAAAAGAUAAGUUUCGUGGACCAUUCACAAAUGACCGGGAUCACAAGUGGAAAUUUACUGGUAGUAAAAAUAAAUGGGAUAUUGAACAACUAGCCUA
This is a messenger RNA of Racocetra persica, 274 nucleotides long. The record is from the annotation of a GenBank genome assembly. NCBI's taxonomy places the organism in Eukaryota, Fungi, Glomeromycota, Glomeromycetes, Diversisporales, Gigasporaceae.